Molecule: messenger RNA, 1950 nt
Organism: Stylonychia lemnae
Lineage: Eukaryota; Ciliophora; Spirotrichea; Sporadotrichida; Oxytrichidae
Source: the annotation of a GenBank genome assembly
AUGUAAAUCUAGAGUAGAGAAUAAUCAAAGGCACUAUAUGAACCUUUAAUGAAAAUAGAAAACACAGCAUUUGGAAGUAGAGAAAAUAAUUAUCAAUUGAAUAAAUCUCAGAAGGAUGUGAUGCUGCAAGAAAAGAUUAAUAUAAGCCUCAAAGAUAGUAAAUAAAAGUAAGAUUUUAAUGAAAAAGAGAAUAGGAACAGUAUCUCAUUGAAUGAAAGGUAAAACAAUCAAACUACUUAAGCCUUUAAUCUUUCAUCGCAACCGAAUCAGUUGCUUCAGUAAGUCUUUCUGAUGUUAGCAGAAAUAAAGAAUCAAAAUUAAUACCUGAUCGAAAGAAACACUGAAUUAGAACAAACAAUAAACCAAGAGAUUAAGCCAAUGAUGAGGGAUGGAUUCAUUGAAUUGAGAUCUGAAAUAAGAGAUGUCAAAAGGAAAAUUAAAACUAAAGAAAAUGAGCAGGUUAAAAGAUACAGAUUCAUGCAGACUAGAGCUCAUAGAAAGUUCUAAUCUACAUAGAAAUUAUACACAGUUAACUAAACGGAGCCCUCUUAAGAAGAGGAAUCACAAAAAGGAUAGGAUGAAAGAUUGCAGCUAGAUGUAAAUGCUGAGAGCACCUUUAUGAGAAAAUUGGAGGAAACUGUUUAAGAUUAAAAGCCAAUAACUGAUGAUAUGAGAUUCAGUAUUGGUGCAAAUCUUUUGCAAAUGAUGCAAUAAAAUUCUUUAAAUCAGCAGAAGAAGCCUAGAGUCAGAAAUUUUAACUUUAGAUGCAAUCUUAAAGAGAUCGACAAGAUCAUAGAAGAGGAACUUGGCGAAGGAAAUGGCUAAGAUCAAUCUAAUUAUGAAAUGAGUGUGAAUGCUAGUCCAAUGAACAAACUUUAAUUUGAUUAGACUAUUGAAAAGCAGAAUCGAGAAAUUGAGGAAGCUGAAGCAAGAGAAUUUAAUCAGAAUAUGAAUAUAAUGAACUCAAAUGAUGGAAAAAAUACUUCAUUCAAAAUUCAGAUGCAAAGACCCGGCACUGGUAUGAGGGUUGAUGGGCCUAGACAAAGAAAGAUGUGGGGAGUCAAUCCAAGAAAAAGUAUAAAAGGCAGACCGAAGACAGGAGCAGCUCAGAAAAUAAAUAAAACAGACAUCACAAGAUUAUCAUCUGAAGAUCCAAUCCUUGCACUCCUCAGAUAAUAAUAAUCUUAAGAAUAGCCUUAGAUUUAAUCAGUCCUUGAAAUUGAAGGGGAAAAUAAAAUUGAAAGCAAUAACUAUAUAUAGAAUAAAAGCGUAAUUGACUAAAUUCAGGAAUUGAAAAUAGAAGAUUUAGAAGUCGAAUUUAAGGCUAUAGAGAAAUAGAAACCUCAAAUAAUUGAAGAGACUAAAUAAUCUCCCCAGCAGUAAUAAAUAAAUUAAUAAUAAUAGAAUCCACAACCAUAGUAACGUCGAGGUAAUUUACCAGUUAGAAGAGGAAUGUUUAAAGCACCUCCUUCUAAUCUAAUUGAAUCUUUAUUGAUGGAAGAUUCUCACACAGAGGAAAUUAAAAAUUAAAAACUUACUGAAUUGCCUGAAACUAAAAAAGCAAUUACUCCAAUCAGAAUUCAGAGGAAUUUCAUAGGAAACAUGAAAGUGAACAAUUUCGUUGUUGAUAAAUCUAAAUCUAGAUCAAGAAGUAGAGCUAGGCAUUCAAACAACUAGCCUAAGAGUACUAGUAAUAAUAAAUAAAAGCAAUUAUAAGCAAAGAAAUUUGGACCAAUAAAUUUCUGCGACAAUGAUUCAGAAGAAGAUUAAGAAGCUGAGCAAAAUCCUUUUUAAUUUACUCGAGGUAUGAUAAACUUCACCAAAAACUAAAAUCAAGCAAAUGAGGCUGAGAGUGAUAAGUUUACCGACACUGAGAAAGGCGGUGCAUUCUUUAUUAAUGAUUAGGGCAAGAAUAAGAAAAAUGAUUCUGGAGACUUUAAUCUGCUUUGA